This is a messenger RNA of Ogataea philodendri, 750 nucleotides long. RefSeq lists its product as uncharacterized. The coding region runs from base 1 to 750 and encodes 249 amino acids. The transcript has a single exon. The record is from RefSeq and is a predicted model, not a curated record. Gene Ontology annotation, cellular component: endoplasmic reticulum; SNARE complex. Gene Ontology annotation, biological process: retrograde vesicle-mediated transport, Golgi to endoplasmic reticulum. Lineage: Eukaryota; Fungi; Ascomycota; Pichiomycetes; Pichiales; Pichiaceae. Gene Ontology annotation, molecular function: SNAP receptor activity.
AUGUCAGCUAGCAUACACGCAUUAAUCUCGCGAACAAGAGAGGAUGCAGCACAUAUUAAGGUACACUGUGAUGAUGAGUCAGAUCUGGUACCAACAUAUUUGGAAACAAUGAAAUUGGUUACAAAUCUGAGUCUUGUGCGCAAACAGCUGUGCAUUGAUGGUGUAAUCAAAAACGAUGAUAUCUCCAAAGAGUUCCAUGAAGUGUUCAAAUCUCUGCUCGAUAUGAAAUUUGAGCUUGAAUACGAAAUCGAGAAACAGCAGAGCGCAUCAAGUUUUGUACCUGGAUCAGUCGACACAGAAGACACGGUUCUCCAUAGAGACUCAAUCAGCACACUACAGCUAAAAUCUACAGACGAAGACGAACCAAUCGAGGCUUUGAGAAAACGUCUUUUGUCCACAAGGGACUUGCCCUCCGAGCUUGAUGCUUUGCCAUCUGCACAAAUCCAAAAUGAACAACACGAAUCUUUCCAGAAAGAAUUGAUAGAUUCCCUACCUUCGAUGGUCUCAUCAUUAAAAGACCAAGCCUUCCAAUUCCAACACAUGCUAAAACAGGAUGCUACUAUCCUCAAGGAGGCAUCGGAGAAUUUUGAAAGCUCCAGGGGUAUCUUUGAGAAGGUAAAUGGUACCCUCUCGAAAUACCACCGGGAAGGCAAAUUAGGAAUUUGGUUCUAUAUCAGAGUUAUUCUCUUUGUGUUUCUUACAUUUGCAUUUUUCCUAUUCCUAAUUAGACUUAUACCGGCAAGAUAUUGA